AGAAGGUGUUCAGCCGUCUGCUUAUCUGUCUCACACAGCUUUGUGGCCCUCAUGUCCCGAAGUCCCGAUGGCAGCAGUGUGGAUGACAAGACCUUUCUCCUAGAGUACCGAUGUCACCCUGUGCGGCCGGAGCCUCCCAGUCCGACCUCCUUCCCUGGAAAAUGCAGCUCUGCCGUGGCACCCGAUGCCACCUCGCUUUCGCCAAUGGGCUCUCCCACCUCGGCGGAGCCUCGCCGCAUCGUCCUCAGCACGGACAGCCCGGCUGCGCUGAAGUUGGGAACACAGCAGCUGAUCCCCAAAAGCUUGGCUGUCUCCACCAAGACGAAGAACACCCCCUUCCGGCACCAGAGCUUUGGGGCAGCUGGGUCAAGACGGGAACCUCUGAGUCCUGACCCAAAACGGGCAUCCAUUCCCAGCUUCUCCGUGGAGGUGGAGGAUGACGAUGGGGGGACCCUCAAGCGCAACCUGAGGAACAUGUCUUACCGUGCUGCCAUGAAGGGUGUGGACAUGGACUUGGAGCCGGCAAGCACCAUCCCCUCCCUGAAACCCGUGUCAGAGGAUGGCAGUGCCCUACCUGCCCGCAGCCCUGGCAGGAACAAGAGAAACUUUGGGCGGAGGCGGGUGCAGAAGCGUGGUGGCUCAUUCAAGGACCAGCCCCGGUUGUACCAGGAAAUCCGUGAGAGAGGGCUGAACUCCAUCAGCCAUGAGUCAGAUGAGGAUUUGCUGGAGGAAUCCAUCCCAGAAGAGCCGUCCCCUCUGGAUUCCACUAUUGUGGUGCAGAGCUAUCGCCUGGCGCAGGUGACCUGGAGCCAGCUUCCAGAGGUGCUGGAAGCAGGCAUCCUGCAAAAGAUCUGCCCUGAAGAGCGCAAAAGGCAAGAGGCAAUGUUUGAGAUCAUCACCUCUGAGUACUCCUACCUGCACAGCCUGAGCGUCCUGGUGUGCCACUUCAUGAGGUCAGAGGAGCUGAAGGAGACCAUGACUCAGACGGAGCACCACCACCUCUUCUCCAACAUCAGUGACAUCCUGAUGGUCAGCACCAGGUUCUUUGAAGACCUAGAGAAGCGCCACCAGGAGAAUGUCCUAAUUCCUGACAUCAGUGACAUAGUGGAGGAGCACGCCUCCAAUCACUUCAGCCCCUACGUCAGCUACUGCUCCAACGAAGUCUACCAACAGAGGACCCUUCAGAAGCUGCUAACCACAAACCCCUUAUUUAAAGAGACCUUGAAACAAAUUGAAAGGAAACCAGAAUGUGGAGGCCUGCCAAUGAUUUCAUUUCUCAUUCUCCCUAUGCAGAGAGUAACACGGCUUCCUCUGCUGUUGGAUACUGUCUGUCAAAAAACAAAAGCAUGCACUGCAGCGUACGGAGCUGCCACCAGAGCACUGAAAGCCAUCAGCAAGCUGGUCAAGAACUGCAAUGAGGGAGCCCGUGCCAUGGAGAGGACAGAGCAGAUGUACACCCUGCAGAAACAGCUGGAAUUCGGAAAGAAGAAGCCUUUCCCACUGAUCUCCGCUUCCCGCUGGCUGCUGAAGCGGGGGGAGCUGUACCUGCUGCUGUCAGAAGAGGCUGGCAUCUUCCGUCGAGGCGCCGGCAGGCUCUGCUACCUCUUCUUGUUCAACGACGUCCUGAUCAUAACCAAGAAGAAGAGUGAGGAGAGCUACACUGUCAUGAACUACGCCACGCUGGACCAGAUCACAGUGGAGAAGAUUGAGAACACGGACCCGCCCUCCCCUCCUCCCAACAGGAGAGAUGGCAUAACCCGUGGUGUGGCCGGCGGGCACCUGCUCCGAGUGGUGAUGGAGAAGGACAGCGAGGGCCGGCGGGAGGAGAUCGUGCUGUCAGCAGAAACACUGAGUGACCGGGCCCGCUGGAUUGCUGCGCUGAUGCACAGAGGGAAGGAGAAACCUGAUGCCACUCCUAAAGGAGAUCUGAGCCAAGUGGAGCUAACCCAUGCAUACUUGGCAAAACAGGCGGAUGAGAUCUCCCUGCAACAGGCUGAUGUUGUCCUGGUGUUGGGUGGAGAAGAUGGCUGGUGCUGGGGUGAGCGGCUGAGGGACGGGGAGAGGGGGUGGUUUCCCCAGUCCUGCGCUCGGCAGAUCACCAGCCGCACGGCGGUGGAGUGCAAUGUCCGACGGAUGGAACGGCUACGGAUAGAGACGGACGUUUAGGCUCACAGGCAAGGAGAGAUGCUGCUGUCAAGACAUUUCAAGGAGUCUUCAAACUCUCUGCAGACAGAGCAAGACAGGAGUGGGAGAUCCUUUCUUCUUGAAUUUGGUUUGUCUGGAGCAGUCACAGGUGGCAGAUCCUGUUAUUCAGGACUGGGCUUUGGAGUGGCUAAUUAAUGUGAGACCCAGCAUCUGCAUGCUCCUGGCCAUGUUAAUGACUUGGAGAAGGGCUUGAGGACAUAGCCAAGGUGUUGGCUUCAGUUGAAAAGGCUGUGGCUGCAUCCUGAGCUCUGUGAAGUGUCUCCUGCUGCCACAUCUUCACUUGCUCGGGAAGACCGAACACGCUGUGACCUCAGCAGGGUGCAGUGAUACUGACUCUUGCCCAGAUGGCAGAGGGGGUGCAGUCUGCCAACAUUUCGUUACAGGGUUGUUACCUAAUUGACGCAAAAAAAAUACCGUUGAGGAAGAAAUAGCGAAAAAAUUGCAAAGUUACAUACAGAUGAAAAUAAAUUCCGUCAGGACCAGUAGAUGACUCAUUUAUUAUUUUCAUGAUGUUGUUGAAGACUUGGACAGGUCCAUCAGUGCCAUUUAGGCACAUGGAUGGCAUCCUGCUCAUCCCUGGUGACUGAUCACACUGCGCAUAACUUUAAUUACACAAUUUUGGACAUUCCCUACCGCCGUAAAUAUUAUUUUUUUACAGGGAUGUUACCCAAUUAACGCAAAAAAACAUCCGUUGAAUGAAGAACUAAGGUAAGAAUUAGCAAAAAAAUUGCAAAGUUACAUACAGAUGGAAAUAAACUUGGAAAGGUCCGCUUAGGCAUGUGGACGGCAUCCUCCCAAUCACACGGCGCAUAACUGUAAUUAUGCAAUUUUGGGCCUUCACUACCGCCAUAAACAUUAUUUCUUUACAUGUAUGUUGCCCAAUUAACACAAAAA
Cuculus canorus (common cuckoo) is the source of this 3099-nucleotide messenger RNA. RefSeq names its product Rho guanine nucleotide exchange factor 16 (gene ARHGEF16). The record is from RefSeq and is a predicted model, not a curated record. NCBI's taxonomy places the organism in Eukaryota, Metazoa, Chordata, Aves, Cuculiformes, Cuculidae. Bases 52 to 2166 code for a protein of 704 amino acids. Gene Ontology annotation, molecular function: protein binding; guanyl-nucleotide exchange factor activity. The transcript has 14 exons. Gene Ontology annotation, biological process: activation of GTPase activity.